This is a messenger RNA of Hemicordylus capensis (graceful crag lizard), 5598 nucleotides long. RefSeq names its product zinc finger protein 345-like. The transcript has 6 exons. The coding region runs from base 401 to 2953 and encodes 850 amino acids. Lineage: Eukaryota; Metazoa; Chordata; Lepidosauria; Squamata; Cordylidae. Gene Ontology annotation, biological process: regulation of DNA-templated transcription. The record is from RefSeq and is a predicted model, not a curated record.
UAUUAAAACACUUCCCGGCAAGUGGCUACGCUCACAGAAUUGAUUGAUCAAGGGCCGUCAAGUCGGUGUCGACUCUUUCACAGAACUACCCGUCCCAAAAUGCACUGCUCGGGGUUUCCGUGUAAGCAGCAUUUCAAGCUAGGCUACACCCGCACUGCGAUUUCCUGCUGGAUCCCUCCGCUCGAGGGUUGCCUAGUUGGGAACGCGGCAUGGACUAAAAUCCGGAGUUGCGGUGCUGCCUGAAGCCCGCUGAACAAGGAAGCUGAAGCUCUCGCGCCUCUUCUGGGGGAGGAAGAAGGUCGCUGAGAUGGAAUCUGAAUGUCAAAAAUCUUCUUCCCUCAAAUGAGAACAAGGAGUUCUUUAGAUCUUGUUGGAGGCUGACCUGGAGCACAAACUAAAGAUGGGAAAGAAAGAUUCUUCUGGCCUGGAUGCACGAUAUGGCCCCAGUGUCUCCCAGGCUGAGAGCAGUGGGGGAUUCUGGGAAAGGAGCAUGCAGGAGAUUCUGAGUGGGGACAUCCUGAACUCAGAUAUACAUUGCCAGCACUUCAGGCAGUUCUGCUACCAGGAUGCGAAGGGGCCCCGAGAGGUUUGCAACCAGCUGCACAACCUUUGCUGUCAGUGGCUGAUGCCAGAAAGGCACGUGAAAAAUCAGAUCCUGGACCAGGUGGUCCUGGAGCAAUUCCUGACCAUCCUACCCCCUGAGAUGGAGGACUGGAUUAGAGAAUGUGGAGCGGAGACCAGUUCCCAGGCGGUGGCCCUGGCAGAAGGUUUCCUCCUGAGCCAGGCAGAGAAGAAGAAGAAGCAGGAAGAGCAGCAGAUUCCUGGAGGACCAUUGUCAGAAGCAGCUCCAGAUUUCUCUGAGGCAGAGAGGGCUCCACUGGAUGCCAAGCAGAGGCCGCUGUCCAGGUGGGCCUCGCAGGAUGAUGGCAGAGCUGCCACCUUGCUGGGUACUGGAAUUACUCUGCCAACAGAUUCUCGGCCAUCACUUCUUGCUGGUGGAGUGGAAAAGGCUUCGGUGCAACCAGAUCAAGGUCCGGUGACCUUUGAGGAGGUGGCUGUGCAUUUCACAGAGGAGGAGUGGGCUCUGCUGGAUCCGGACCAAAGAGCCCUGCACAGAGCAGUCAUGGAGGAGAAUAGGCAGAAUGUGGCCUCUCUGGCAGGUGCCAGCUGGGAGAGUGAGAAUGAGGAAAAGCCCCACAGAGGAUUGUUGGGAAGUGCCAGAAGGACAAGGAGCGAACAACAAAGAAUAAAAACCGAAGUCAAACAGAAGAAGAGGAAUGGAUCUCCUGUUUCUCAGCAUGGUGAACUGCAUACAAUCACAAUCCAGGGAGGAAUGGAAGAAGUAGUAGAGAAAAUUCUUUGCCCUUUCAAAAGGAGGAGCUUGAGUUCUGAAUCCAGCUUUCAACCUCAGGGGAAAAUGCAUAGAGAGGAGAAACCAUACAAAUGCUUGGAAUGUGGGAAAAGCUUCAGUCAGAAUUCUGAUCUCAGUGUACAUCAAAGGAUUCACACAGGAGAGAGACCAUAUAAAUGCUUGGAGUGUGGGAAGGCCUUCUGUCAGUACGGAAACCUGACUUCACACCAAAAGAUUCACACAGGAGAGAAACCAUAUAGAUGCUUGCAGUGUGAAAAGGGCUUCAGUAAAAGUUCAGAUCUCACUAUACAUCAAAGGAUUCACACAGGAGAGAAACCAUAUACAUGUGUGGAGUGUGGAAAGAGCUUCAGCCGGAAAAUAAGCCUGACUUCACACCAAUGGAUUCACACAGGACAGAAACCAUAUGGAUGCUUCGAGUGUGGAAAAAGCUUCCGUCACAACAGAAGUCUCACUUUGCAUCAAAGGAUUCACAGAGGUGAGAAACCAUAUCAGUGCUUGGAGUGUGGAAAGUGCUUUAGCCAAAGUUCAAACCUUACUUUGCAUCAAAGGAUUCACACAGGAGAGAAACCAUAUACAUGCUCAGAGUGUGGAAAGAGCUUCAGUCAUAGAGAAAACCUGAACUCACACCAAAGGAUUCACACAGGGGAGAAACCAUAUACAUGCUUGGAGUGUGGAAAGGGCUUCACCCAAAUUUCAAACCUCACUUUACACCAAAGGAUUCACACAGGAGAGAAACCAUAUAGAUGCUUGCAGUGUGGAAGGGGCUUCAGUAGAAGUGCAGGUCUCAGUGUACAUCAAAGGAUUCACACAGGAGAGAAACCAUAUACAUGUGCUGAGUGUGGAAAGAGCUUCAGCCAGAAAGUACACUUGACUUCACAUCAGUUGAUUCACACAGGAGAGAAACCAUAUGGAUGCCUGGAGUGUGGAAAAAGCUUCAGUCACAGCAGAAGUCUCACUUUGCAUCAAAUGAUUCACACAGGAGAUAAACCAUAUAGAUGCUUUGAGUGUGGAAAGGGCUUCAGUAGAAGUCCAGAUCUCACUGUACAUCAAAGGAUUCACACAGGAGAGAAACCAUAUAAAUGUUUGGAGUGUGGAAAGGGCUUCAGCCAGAAAAGAAACCUGACUUCACACCAAAGGAUUCACACAGGAGAGAAACCAGAUACAUGCUUGGAGAGUGGGAAGGGCUUCAAUAAAAAAGUAAAACUCACUGUACAUCAGAAGAUUCACACAGGUGAGAAACCAUAUAAAUGUUUGGACUGUGGAAAAGGCUUCAGUCAAAGUGCAUAUCUCACUGUACAUCAAAGGAUUCACACAGGAGAGAAACCAUAUAAAUGCUUGGAGUGUGGAAAGGGCUUCAGUCAAGGCGCACAUCUCAGUGUACAUCAAAGGAUUCAUACAGGAGAGAAACCAUAUACAUGUGUGGAGUGUGGAAAGGGCUUCAGUAAGAGAACAAAUCUGACUUCACACCAAAGAAUUCACACAGGGGAGAAGCCAUAUGCAUGCUUGGAGUGUGGGAAGAACUUCAGAAACACCACAAGCCUGACUUAUCAUCAAAAGCUUCAUGAUGGUGAAACCAUAUAAAUGCUUGGAGUGUGGGAAGAACUUUGGUUGAAGGCAGUCCCCUACUUCUCACUGGCGUACCACUCUACAUACUCAUGUUGUAAAUGAGUCCUGGGAAAGAGCUACAUUAAUCUUUUUUGGACUCCCACCCCCCCACCAAAGCUUACAUUUUAAUUGUGGUGUGAGUUUCUGUGGGGUACCUCUGACAAAAGAAAGGCCUCGCUUAUGAAGGGCAGUAAUUCUCUCUUCGGUGCAAGCUCAGCACUUAAGCACUCAUCCAGUCGCCUUCUCUUAAAAUGUGGCCACAGCAUUAAUAUUACCCACUUAUGUUCACCCAGAUUGAUGUUUUUUUUAGGGCUCGUUUUUUAAAGUAUAGAUUGUGGACCCCAAAAAGGCAGCCCCCUUCUCUCUACUACAAUGUAGUAGCAUAAUAAUAAGCAUCCUCUCUGACCCGCUGCAAAAUUGGCCCCUUGGUAUACAGAAGAACUAUGGGGGCUGAAGUGGCGAGGUAGACGACUGGAGCGCAAGUAGAUAAAGACUUUACUCGAAUCCGACAGAUUGCAACAUAGCGUACAUUUGAACAUCUAUGCUCAGGCCGUAUGUGCAGCAAAGAAGCUAUUCUUUUCUGCCCGUUUUGCAUCCACAAGUUCACGUUCAGCGGAAUUGUUCAGGGUUGUGAGAGGGAUAGUAUGUGCCCCUUCUCCUUUGAAUCAGAAUCUGGAACCAUCUAUUACCUGCUGUGACGUGUUUAAUGAAUUCUUUGUGGGGAAAAUCUCGUAUUCAGGACAACUUAGAUUCUUUCUCCACAAUUACUUCAGUGUCUGAUGUGGAGGUGUCCAGCAACUCCUCUUGUGUGGUCAGAUUGGAUCAGUUUGUGACUCCUGAGGAUGUGGAUGAGCUGCUUGGAGCGGUGCGGCCUACCACCUGUUCUCUUGAUCCUUGCCUGACAUGGCUUAUACUGCCUGGCAGGGGGAUUGUUGUGGGAAGCCUGGUAGAGAUCAUAAAUGCUUCUCUAAGGGAGAGCAGGAUGCCUCCUUGUCUUAAGGAGGAAAUUAUUAGACCACUUCUGAAGAAGCCUACCUUGGCUCCCUCAGAGUUUAGUAACUACAGGACUGUCUCCAACCUUCCGUGGCUGGGCAAGGUAAUUGAGAGAGUGGUGGCCUCUCAGCUCCAGACAAUCUUGGAGAAAACCGAUUAGCUAGACCCAUUUCAGACUGGCUUUCGGGCAGGCUGUGGGGUGGAGACUGCCCCCAUAGCCUGCCGCACUUGGUCGGCCUGAUAGAUGAUCUCCAUUUGGAAAUUGACAGAGGAAUUGUGACUCUGUUGGUCCUUUUGGACCUCUUGGCGGCUUUCGAUACUAUCGACCAUAGUAUCCUUCCAGAGCAUCUGAGGAGGUUGGAAGUGGGAGGCACUGCUUUGCAGUGGUUCCACUCCUACCUUUCGGGCAGGCUCCAGAUAGUGUCCCUUGGAGUCUACUGUUCCUCAAAAUCUGAACUUUUUAAUGGUGUCCUUCAGGGUUCUGUAGUGUCUCCAAUGUUGUUUAACAUCUACAUGAAACCGCUGGGAGAGAUCAUCAGGAGAUUUGGUUCAGGGUGCUGUCAUUAUGCUGAUGACACCCAAAUCUAUUUCUCCAUAUCAACCUCAUCAGGAGAAGGCAUAACCUCCCUAAAUGCCUGCCUGGAGGUGGUGAUGGGCUGGAUGAGGGAUAACAAACUGAGAUUGAAUCUAGAUAAGAUGGAAGUACUCAUUGUGCAGGGUCAAAACUUGGAACAUCAGUUUGAUCUGCCUGUUCUGGAUGGGGUCACACUUCCCCGGAAGGAACAGGUACACAGUCUGGGGGUGCUUCUGGAUCUGAGCCUCUCCCUGGUGUCCCAGGUUGAGAUGGUGGCCGGCGGUGCCUUCUAUCAGCUUUGGCUGUUACACCAGCUGUGUCCAUUUCUUGAGAUAAACGACCUCGGAACAGUGGUACAUAUGCUGGUAACCUCCAGACUGGAUUACUGCAAUGAGCUCUAUGUGGAGCCGCCCGAAACUACAGCUGCUCCAGAAUGCGGCAGCCAGGUUGGUCUCUGGGUCAUCUCGGAGAGACCAUAUUACUCCUGUAUUGAAAGACCUACACUAGCUGCCGAUAAGUUUCUGGGCAAAAUACAAGGUGCUGGUUAUAACCUAUAAAGCCCUAAAUGGCUUGGGCCCUGGGUAUUUAAGAUAAUGUCUUCUUCGUCAUGAACCCCACCGCCCAUUGAGAUCAUCAGGAGAGGUCCAUCUACAGUUCCCACCUGCUUGUCUGGUGGCUACUCAGGGGCAGGCCUUCUACGCUGCUGCCCCAAAGUUUUGGAAUGUGCUCCCUGCUGAAAUAAGAGCCUGCCCAUCUCUCACAACUUUUGAAAAAAUCUUUAAAGACACAUCUGUUCACCCAGGCUUUUAAUUAAUUACCCUUUUAAUAGAUUUAACAUUGUUUUAAAAUAUUGUUUUAAGGUUUUAAAUUCUUGUAAUUUUUUAAAUUUUUGCUGUCAUUGAUUUUAACCAAUGUUUUAAUUUCUCUGUUAUUUUUUUGUUUUAACUAAUGUCUUAUCUUUUCCAUUGCUUUUUGUUGUAAAUCACCCAGAGAUAUAGGUUUUGGAUUGUAUAAAAAUAUAUAAAAUAAAAUAAAGAUCAGUCAAUCAAUAAUA